Messenger RNA from Brassica napus (rape), 3043 nucleotides. RefSeq lists its product as uncharacterized. The transcript is spliced from 9 exons. The record is from RefSeq and is a predicted model, not a curated record. Bases 510 to 1826 code for a protein of 438 amino acids. NCBI's taxonomy places the organism in Eukaryota, Viridiplantae, Streptophyta, Magnoliopsida, Brassicales, Brassicaceae.
UGAGUCAAGCUUCUACUUCGUAUCAGGAGGAGUCUUUGGAAUCAAAGAUCAACAGAAUCAGCGAGAUGGUGGGAGAUAAUUUAAGGAUCAUGAACGAUCGUUUGUGUUUGAUUGAAAAAGACAGGAAACAGAUUAAAGAACGUGUGACAAACCUAGAGAAACUACAAAGAGUUACUUCAUAUGAAACUCCAAACAAUGAGGUAACUUUUUUUUCGGAAAUUAAAAUUAAUGUUUAUCUAGUUCUUGAUUCAGUUUUGAGUUGUCAAGUAAUUUUGGAAGAUGUUAUACAUAUUUAGGCUUGCCUUCCUAAUUUUUGUUGUACUUGCACAGACUGACACAACUCCAUUUCAUGAGACGGCUUCCAGACAAGGUGAAGCCAAUGCAGAUCAAGCAGAUGAACAACUUAACAAUGAGGCAAGUAUAAUUUUGAAAACUGUUGGUAUUUAUAAAAUUAUGAAUUUGGUACGUGUUCAUAAUCCCAUUCCUGACAUCAGGAUACACGAGAGCCUAUGAAUGAGAUCACGAAAGAGACACCUGGUUCUCCAAUAGCUCAACAGAAUAUUGAGACUCCAGUCCUUACUCCAAUUCAGACGCAGCAGGAGACUCACGAGCUUAUGAAUGAGAUCAUUUCACCAAACAUUUCCGACACACAGCCAAAUACCCGAGCUCGCAGAAAUCUUUUAACAGAGCAAAAUAAGGAUGUAGAAAGCAGAGUUCAAAAUCCCUUUGAGAUCGGAGCAAAUGUGGAGAUUUCAUCACAAGAUGACAAUACUUGUCAUAAAUGGUAUCCAGGAAAUGUGUUGGCAACAUAUUUGGUUGAUGGGGUUGAGAUGGUGAAAGUUGAGUACUUCGUCCCGUCUCUGGACGAAAAGAAGAGGAAAAGGAGUGUUGAGACACGUGUAUCAAUUGACAGAAUACGUCCUCAACCACCACCUGAGAGAUCUGGAGCGAAGAAAAGUUAUGAGCUAAUGCAGGACGUGGAGGCGUUCGACAAUGGUGCCUGGUGCGCUGGAAAAGUUAAAGUCAUUUUGUUUGAUGGCUCGUGUUUUGUCUCUUUGAACAAUUCUAAAGAACAAAUUUACUUCCACCAUUCUGAGAUGCGAAAACCAAGAAAAUGGGUAGAUGGUGUUUGGGAGAUGACAAAAAAGAUGGAAGAAGAGCAGACGCAGAGUGUGAAUCCAAGUGAAGGAGAUGGUGAUAAAAAGGGGAAGGCGAAGGCUGUCGCUUGUAAGAAAAAUGAAGCAGCUGGUCCAUCAGAAGAUGGUGUUGGGAAAAUGGCAAAAGAGAUGGAAGUAAAGCAGGGUAAGAGUGUGAAACCAAGUCAAGACGAUCAUGCAAAAAAGGGGAAGCCACAUGUUGGUAAGAAGAAGAAAGCAAAUGCUCAGCCAGUAGAUUUGCUUCCUUUUCUACAGCGAGAAGAGAAGAGGCCAAUACGACCUAGAAACCCUCCUAUACCUGUAACACCUGAGGUAAUCCUUCCAAUUGAUCCAUUUGUGACACCUGAAUUUCCUCGGUUUUCAAGGCUUGCACACUGGAUGGAUCUACGGGGCAUAUAUCGUGUACCGUUUUAUAUCAAUGGAAAAGAAAUUGAAAAAGAGUUCUUUCAAAAAAUGGACGAUGCAGAAAACAAUCUCAACAAAGAGCACAUAAAUGUUGCAUUUGAAAUGCUAAAUUGUAAGAGGGUUGAGCAAGGUGCUUGGUUCCGCAACAACAAUCUUCCAGCAGCAUGCUUUGUACCAGUCAAAUUCUUAGAAGUGGUUGGGUACGCUUAUGAAUCUGUCAGGAAGCCACAUAAGAAAAAAAAAAGUUAUUGGAGGGCUGUGUAGGCGAACUUGUGAAAGGUUUAAUACAUCCAAAGAAGGUAUGGCUGGAAGAUGUUGAUGUUAUAUAUGGUGUCAUUGAAGAUAAGUUGAGCUGUCACUAUAUUGGGGUGGAGAUACAAUUGAUGGACAACACAAUCACACUCUUCCAUUGUGGUCUUCCAAAAGCAAAUAUCAAACGUGCUCUUAAUCAAAUCCAAGAACUGGCAGGUAAAAAUAUUAGCUAAUUUAGAAAAUAAAAGUUUGUCACUUGCUGCUUGUGAUUGUGAUGCAUUUUUACAUAUUCAUUUUGUUGUCUGUUGGUGAUUGAUUUAUUGUAUAAUUUUGGGUAUUUAUGACAGUGUUGAUUAGUGCCAUAAAGAUGGAACUUCUUGGUGAAGAGGUUAAUUUCGAAGAUAUCAGUCCAUUUGAAGUUAAGUUUGCAGAAGGGCUUCCAAAGACAAAAUUUCCAUACAACUGUGGUAUUUUUGUUGUGAAGAUGCUGGAAUGCAGGUCACUGGGAUUGAAGAGCAUGGCUAAUAUAAAUGAUGAAACUGCGAUGGACUUACGAAGCAAGCUAUGUUGUGAGAUCUUCGACCAGUUUAUGGAUAAAGAUUUCCAGGAAGGUCAAAGGAAGUGAAAAUGUCAUAUUUGUUCUGUUUUCUACACUGUUUUUCUACUUUGAUAUUAAUUAUCCCUAACGUUUAAGUUUAAGUUUGUAAUGAAUUAUCCCUAACGUUUUUUUCAUUUAGAUUGUUAUUGAAAAAUUUUUUAGGAUGUAUUGAUGAAUUGUCAAAUGCUUAUGGUACUUUUAGGAUGGGUUUCCAGAAAAAGAGUGAGAAAGCAAAAUGCACCAAAGCCUAGCAUAUUCCUUUAAAGUUUACAAAAAAAAUGAAAAAGAAAGUGAUCCGAUGUUGAUUGAACUCGUGAACUCUCGAAAGAUGAAUCAAAGUGUGCAGCCGCUGUGCCAAGGGUGUUAUACUUGCCAAAAGAUAUAAUAAAACGAUAAUAACUUGUAACUUUUGAAUAUUUAAUUAAAAACAGAAAAAAGUGAAAAUAUACACAACGGGAAUCGAACACGGCUUAUUGUGUGAUAAGGGUACACUAAGAGUAGAAGGGCUUGCCACUAGGCUACGUUGGAUAUUCGAUAACAGAGUAAAUGUGAACUCAUUUAUUCACAGACGAUAGAUUUAUAUAAUCUGGAUAUCAUUUUAUGUAUUCAGGAUGGCUUUCCAAAAACAAAU